UCCCCCGCAAAGCACAGCCAAGCCACGGCACAUCGAGAUUCAAGAUGGAGUUACAGGUCCCUUCCCUUCCCGUCUUGCUCUCCAGUUUCUUGGUUCUUCUGAUCAUCGUCAGGAGGGUCUUCAGCUCCAAGCCUAAGCAUGUAGGGCCGGAGUUUCCCACCCCCUCAAGGCUUCCCUUCAUCGGCAGCAUUCAUCAUCUCAUCGGCAAGCUGCCCCACCAUGCGCUCCGCGACCUGGCCCGCAAGCAUGGUAAUGUCAUGAAACUCCGCCUCGGCCAAGUCGACCAAAUCAUAUUCAGCUCGCGGGAGGGCGCGCAGCAGGUGCUCAAGGCGCAGGACGCCAACUUCGCCUUUCGCCCUGAGUUCACCGCCGCCAAGAUCAUUGCGUACGGCCAGAGCGACAUCGCCUUCUCCAACGGCGAGUACUGGCGCCAGCUGCGCAAGAUUUGCGUCAUGGAGCUGCUCGGUGCAAAGCGUGUCAAGUCGUUUGUGUCUUUGAGGAAAGAGCAGGUCGGUCGUCUCAUGAGCGACGUCAGCAACGCUGCUGCCAUCGGGAAGCCAAUCAACCUAGGGGAGAGGCUGAACGAGUUAACCAACUCUAUCGUGGUCCAAGCUUCGUUUGGGAGAAGGUGCCAGCAACAGAGGAAGUUCAUGGAGACCAUCAAAGAAGUCAUCAAAAUGGCUAGCGGAUUUAGCGUUGGUGAUCUCUUUCCGUCUCUCAAGGUCGUUGAUGUCCUCACUGGAUUUAGCACUCAGUUAAUCAAAUAUCACAACAAACUAGAUGCGAUCCUCGAUGCGACAAUCAAGGAGCAUCAGAUGACGCGCGAGGGAGAUGAAGAGGAGGAGGAUCUUAUUGACGUUUUACUCAGGCUCAAAGAUGAAGGCAACCUAGAAGUGCCAAUCACGUUUGACAACAUCAAGGCUGUUGUGAUUGAUAUGUUUGCUGGAGGAACGGAGACAACCGCAAACACCAUUGAAUGGGCUAUGUCUGAGCUCAUGUUGCGCCCUUCCACAUUACAAAGAGCUCAAAAAGAGGUCAGAGAAGCUAUGAAGGAUAAAGGUUAUAUCGAGGAGACUGAUGUUCCACAAUUUAGCUAUCUCCAUGAUGUGGUCAAAGAAACUUUAAGGUUGCAUCCACCAUUCCCCCUCUUGUUUCCACGAGUGGGUCAAGAGACUACUGAAGUUCUUGGCUACACAAUUCCUGCUGGAUCAAGACUCCUCAUCAAUGUCUGGUCACUAGGGAGGGAUCCAAGAUACUGGAAAGAAGCUGACAGCUUUAAGCCGGAGAGAUUUGAGGAAGGUGUCAACAGAGAAUUUAAAGGCAAUGACUUUGAGUUCUUGCCAUUUGGCGCAGGUAGAAGGAUGUGUGCAGGCAUGACCUUCGGAUUGACAACUUUAGAACUGACAUUGUCUAAAUUUCUGUUCCACUUUGAUUGGGCAUUUCCAAAGGGAGUGAAAGCAGAGGACAUUGACAUGUCUGAAUCUUUUGGAGCAAGUGCUUCAAGGAAGGUUAAUCUUCUCUUAGUUCCUUCACUUCGCUACCCCUUCCCGACCUUGGACUAGCAGUGAAGAGUUACCAGUUGAAGCAUUAUCUUUUACAAAGUUAUGUAGACUUCGUCAACAAUAAUAAUGUUCCAUGAGAAUAAUUGAGAGCACCUCUCGGAGAUGUAGUUUGGUGCUUUUAUAAAUUGGUUGUGCUUAAAUAUCUAUUCAAAAUAUUUAAUUGUCUUUUGUUAUUAA
This is a messenger RNA of Zingiber officinale, 1739 nucleotides long. Its product is annotated as alpha-humulene 10-hydroxylase-like. The coding region runs from base 45 to 1562 and encodes 505 amino acids. Lineage: Eukaryota; Viridiplantae; Streptophyta; Magnoliopsida; Zingiberales; Zingiberaceae. The record is from RefSeq and is a predicted model, not a curated record. Gene Ontology annotation, molecular function: iron ion binding; monooxygenase activity; heme binding. The transcript is spliced from 2 exons.